Antrostomus carolinensis (chuck-will's-widow) is the source of this 1266-nucleotide messenger RNA. RefSeq names its product arg8-vasotocin receptor. The transcript is spliced from 2 exons. The record is from RefSeq and is a predicted model, not a curated record. The coding region runs from base 151 to 1266 and encodes 371 amino acids. Gene Ontology annotation, molecular function: vasopressin receptor activity; peptide binding. Gene Ontology annotation, biological process: G protein-coupled receptor signaling pathway; positive regulation of vasoconstriction; regulation of systemic arterial blood pressure by vasopressin. NCBI's taxonomy places the organism in Eukaryota, Metazoa, Chordata, Aves, Caprimulgiformes, Caprimulgidae. Gene Ontology annotation, cellular component: plasma membrane.
GGUCCCACUGCUUUAGUUCACACAAGCAGGAGGAUAUUUGCUUGAAGAUAUACAGAAACCUGAACCCGGCUGGUUUGUUUGCUAGCUGGUACUUCACAGCUGUCAACCUGAGUCGCAAGUAGCAGCUACUGUAAGUAGCUUCUGUGCACUAUGAAGAAUUUUUCAUUUCCUAUGCAGGAUAACACACAUCAGACCGAGAGUCCUUCUCCUCACAGAUUCCUGAGUUUUACAAAUCAGUCAGAUCCUGCUGGAAGACCAGAAAGAGAUGAGCAAUUAGCUCAAGUAGAGAUUGCUGUACUGGGGGUCAUAUUUGUGACAGCGUCUGUGGGCAAUUUUAUUCUCAUACUGGUGCUGUGGCGAAGAAGAAAGAAGCUCUCUAGGAUGUAUGUAUUCAUGCUUCACCUCAGCAUUGCUGACUUAGUGGUAGCCUUUUUUCAAGUGCUGCCUCAACUCAUUUGGGAUAUUACAGACGUUUUCAUAGGGCCAGAUUUCUUGUGCAGAAUUAUCAAGUAUCUACAAUUGCUCGGCAUGUUUGCCUCUACUUAUAUGAUAGUGGUCAUGACAGUGGACAGAUAUCAAGCAGUUUGCUACCCUAUGGUCACUUUCCAAAAGAAGAGAGCUCUCUGGAACAUCCCCAUUUGCACCAGCUGGUCUAUAUCACUGAUUCUUAGCCUACCACAGGUAUUUAUCUUUUCUAAGACUGAAAUAUCUCCAGGUAUCUUUGAAUGUUGGGGUGAAUUUAUUCAGCCAUGGGGCCCAAGGGCAUAUGUGACUUGGAUUUUUGUAGUUAUAUUCUUCAUUCCCUCAUCCAUCCUUAUCACGUGUCAGGUUAAGAUUUGCAAAAUAAUCAAAAGAAAUAUAUAUGUGAAAAAACAAAAUGAAUAUGAAGUAACAAAUCAGAAGCAAGUCCUGCCAUCCCGAGCAAGCAGUGUGAACUGUAUAUCAAAGGCUAUGAUCAAGACUGUAAAAAUGACAGUGGUUACAGUGGUUGCUUAUGUUCUCUGUUGGUCACCUUUCUUCAUUGCACAGCUGUGGUCUGUGUGGUUCCCCAGUGUCGUGACUGAAGGUUCAGUAUUCACCAUUAUCAUGCUCCUCGGCAAUUUAAAUAGUUGCACCAACCCGUGGAUUUACAUGUAUUUUUGUGGCCACAUUCCAUAUUGCACAAAUAAGCAGCUGGAGAACACCUCGGCUCAAGAGGAAUCGGUGAUCACAGGAAGCAUUCAUCUUGUAGACAGAGACCCUGAGGAAAACAGCACUUGUGCAUAA